Anoplopoma fimbria (sablefish) is the source of this 6162-nucleotide messenger RNA. RefSeq names its product host cell factor C1a (gene hcfc1a). Gene Ontology annotation, molecular function: transcription coactivator activity; protein binding. Bases 156 to 5321 code for a protein of 1721 amino acids. The record is from RefSeq and is a predicted model, not a curated record. The transcript is spliced from 28 exons. Gene Ontology annotation, cellular component: histone methyltransferase complex. Gene Ontology annotation, biological process: chromatin remodeling; regulation of DNA-templated transcription. Lineage: Eukaryota; Metazoa; Chordata; Actinopteri; Perciformes; Anoplopomatidae.
UCCAUUUUCCUCCGCCUCUGGUUGUCAAGAAGAUGGCAGCUUCCAGGCAGGCAUGAGAGGAAAUACUUCUUCAAAAAUCGAAUGAAUUUGGAUUAUUUCCGCGAGAUAAGACCACAUACCCGUGUUUUUGCAAUUUCUGCAUCGAAAUAAAAAUCAUGUCUGCCCCUGGCUCCGCGGUGUCCGGGACCACAGCGGCGGUUCUGCAGCCGCGGUGGAAACGGGUCCUCGGAUGGUCCGGUCCCGUUCCCCGGCCCAGGCACGGGCACAGGGCUGUUGCUAUAAAGGAGCUUAUGGUCGUCUUUGGCGGUGGAAACGAAGGGAUUGUGGAUGAAUUACAUGUAUACAACACUGCAACAAACCAGUGGUUUAUCCCAGCGGUCCGCGGUGAUAUUCCCCCUGGUUGUGCUGCAUAUGGUUUUGUCUGUGAUGGUACCAGAUUGCUGGUGUUUGGUGGAAUGGUGGAGUACGGAAAGUACAGCAACGAUCUCUAUGAACUACAGGCCAGCAGAUGGGAAUGGAAAAAGUUGAAAGCAAAAAACCCGAAGAAUGGUCCCCCUCCUUGCCCUCGUCUGGGCCACAGUUUCUCGCUGGUUGGCAAUAAAUGCUACCUGUUUGGUGGACUAGCCAAUGAUAGCGAAGACCCAAAAAACAACAUUCCCAGAUACCUGAAUGAUCUGUACACACUUGAGCUUCGUGCGGGCUCCAGUGUGGUUGGAUGGGAUAUCCCAAUCACAUAUGGCGUUCUGCCUCCUCCUCGUGAGAGCCACACUGCUGUGGUAUACACAGAAAAGACAAGCAGGAAAUCUCGCCUGAUAAUCUACGGAGGGAUGAGUGGUUGUCGCCUUGGAGAUCUGUGGACACUUGAUAUUGAUACCCUGACAUGGAACAAACCAUCAGUAAACGGGACAGCACCGCUCCCCAGAAGUCUUCACUCUGCCACCACCAUUACAAACAAGAUGUACGUUUUUGGAGGAUGGGUUCCAUUGGUAAUGGACGAUGUCAAAGUGGCCACACACGAGAAGGAGUGGAAGUGCACAAACACUCUUGCCUGCCUGAAUCUAGACUCCAUGUGUUGGGAGACAGUGUUGAUGGAUACUCUUGAAGACAACAUCCCUAGGGCCCGUGCUGGACACUGUGCUGUGGCCAUCAAUUCUAGACUCUAUGUUUGGAGCGGCCGCGACGGUUAUCGUAAAGCUUGGAACAACCAAGUCUGUUGUAAAGACCUCUGGUACCUGGAAACGGAGCGUCCACACGCCCCUGCCAGGGUGCAGUUAGUCCGUGCCAACACAAACUCUCUUGAGGUGAGCUGGGGCGCCGUCUCAACUGCUGACACCUACUUACUGCAGCUGCAGAAAUAUGACAUCCCCGCAACUCCAGCUGCAGCCUCGCCAGUCAUGAGUGCCACCCCUGUGCAGCCUUUGAACUCUCCAAAGAGCCCUGCACUGGCUGCUGCAGCACCCUUAGCUCAGAGCCUAACCCAGACAGCUGUCUUGAAGGUUGCAGCACAACAGUCUGCCACAGGCACAUCUGUUGUCACAGUCCGCCCCAGCCAGCCUGGGAAAUCCCCUGUCACCAUGACAUCCCUCCCACCAGGUGUUCGUAUGGUAAUGCCGGCCCAGACAACCCAAGGAUCGCCAAUUGGGAGUAGCCCUCAGAUGAGUGGCAUGGCAGCUUUGGCUGCAGCAGCUGCAGCAACACAGAAGAUCCCGCCCUCUUCUGCAGGCACUGUCCUCAAUGUUCCUGCAGGUGCCACCAUUCUCAAAACAGUAUCUGUUUCCCCUGGCACAACCACAAUGAAAAUGGCUUCUCCAAUCAUGGUCAGUAACCCGGCCACCCGGAUGCUGAAAACUGCUGCGGCCCAGGUGGGCACAGGGACUGCGUCCUCCCCCACCAACACCAGACCCAUCAUUACUGUGCACAAGUCUGGUGCAGUCACAGUGGCCCAGCAGGCCCAGGUGGUAACCACUGUGGUUGGAGGAGUCACCAAGACCAUCACCCUGGUCAAGAGUCCCCUCACCAUGGGGGGCAGUGGCACUCUGAUCUCCAACCUUGGCAAGAUGAUGUCUGUGGUACAAACCAAGCCAGUGCAGACAUCAGCUAUCACAGGCCAGGCUUCCACUAACCCUCUCACACAGCUCAUACAGACAAAGGGUCCCCUCCCAGCCGGCACCAUCCUGAAGCUGGUGACCUCCGCAGAUGGCAAGCCCACAACCAUCAUCACCACUUCCCAGGCAGGAGGCGCAGGAAACAAGCCCACUAUCCUCAACAUCAGUGGUGUCUCUCCUAACACCACUAAGCAGGGCACCACCAUUAUCAAAACCAUCCCAAUGUCAGCUAUCAUGACCCAGUCUGGAGCUACAGGUCUAAACUCACGUGUGACAAGCAGUGCAGGCAUGAAAACGCCUAUCACAAUCCUUACCACAAAGGUGAUGACCACUGGAACUCCUGGUAAAAUCAUCACUGCCAUGCCCAAACUUGCCACUGCAGCCGGCCAACAGGGGCUUACACAGGUGGUUUUGAAGGGUGCUCCUGGGCAACCUGGCACUAUUUUGCGCACUGUGCCUAUGAGCACAGUCGGUGGUGUUCGACUCGUUACCCCCGUGACAGUAUCUUCUGUUAAGCCCACCGUCACAACUCUGGUUGUCAAGGGGACUACUGGUGUCACCACUCUUGGGACAGUCCCUGGUACAGUCUCCUCAAGCCUGGCAGGAGCCACCGUGGACAGUUCCAACGCCUCUCUGGUCACCCCCAUCACCACACUGGGAACCAUCGCUACCCUGUCCAGCCAGGUCAUCAGCCCAGCUGCCAUAACUGUAUCAGCUGCUCAGACCAACCUGACUUCUGCCUCAACAUUGACCUCCUCUACCAUGACAGUGCAGAACCAGCCCACCCAGGUGACUCUGAUCACAACUCCCAGUGGUGUCGAAGCUCAACCAGUGCAGGAUCUACCAGUGUCCAUCCUGGCUUCACCAACCUCUGAGCAGCCCAGCUCUAGUGAGGCUGGAGCAGCUGGAGAAGGCUCCGGGACCGUCACCCUGGUCUGCUCUAACCCGCCCUGCGAGACCCACGAGACAGGAACCACCAACACGGCCACCACCUCCUCUUCUGCAAUGGGAGUAGGAAAGGUGUGCUCUAACCCCCCCUGCGAAACCCACGAGACCGGAACCACCAACACAGCCACCACCUCCUCUUCUGCAAUGGGAGUAGGAAAGGUGUGCUCUAACCCGCCAUGUGAGACCCACGAAACGGGCACCACCAACACAGCCACAACGGCAUCAUCAAACAUGUCCACACCGCGUGUGUGCUCCAACCCACCAUGUGAGACCCAUGAAACCGGGACAACUAACACAGCUACCACAGCGUCAGCUAACAUGGGAGGAGUCCAGCAGUUGUGCUCCAACCCACCCUGUGAGACCCACGUGACGGGCACCACCAACACAGCCACCCAGUCGUCAUCUACCAUGAACGCUGGCCAGACCAGCACCGUGCAGAGGGUGUGCUCCAACCCGCCCUGCGAAACACACGAGACAGGGACCACCAACACCCCGUCCACAGCCACCUCCAGCAUGGGUGGCGAUCAGACCAGCACAGCGACAGGCCAGGUCCAGAGGGUUUGCUCCAACCCACCCUGUGAAACACACGAAACUGGGACCACCAACACAGCCACCACUGCCACCUGCAACAUGGAGACAGGCGAAGGCACAGCCCAGCAGACAGAGGAGGGAGCAGAAGGUACGAGCAGUCCAGAAGUGGCCGCCGCCGCCACCACCACCACCACUGCAGCAGCAGCUGUCAUGGCUACCACGACUCAGGGCAGAGCCAUCACUACUGUCACUCAGUCCACACCAGCCCCCGGACCCUCCGUACCUUCGAUCUCAUCAAUCACAGAGGGUGUGAGCACUGCUGCCAGCUCCACAGAGGAACCCAUGCAAACUGAUGAGACCGCAUCAGCUGCAGCUGCAGAGGAGGGAGCCACCGCUAUGGAGACGCAAGCAGAGGGAGAAGCAGCCACAGCUUCAGCCUUGAAUCUGCCCUCAGAGCUCAUGUCUGAGGGUCAGGGCAGCACUCUCAUGGUGACAGGGCUGUCGGACGAGGAGCUAGCUGUGACUGCAGCAGCAGAGGCCGCUGCUCAGGCAGCAGCCACUGAAGAAGCCCAGGCCCUCGCCAUCCAGGCUGUCCUUCAGGCAGCCCAGCAAGCAGCAGUAAUGAACGAGGGCGAUUCCACUGGAGAGAGCCAGCAGCCCACCACCAUCCCCAUCAUGUUGACCCAGCAGGAGCUUGCAGCACUGGUCCAUCAGCAGCAGCAGCUACAGCUGCAGGAGGCUCAGGCUGCGGCACAGCAGGCCAGCGUGGACACAAACUUGCCCACUGAAGGCCUGGCCCCUGCUGACAGCCUCAACGACCCCUCUGUCGAGAGCAACGGGCACAACGAGAUGGCUGCUGCAGUCACCAGUGCUGUGGCAUCACUGCUGCCACGUACCACUGCUGAGACACUUGCUCCAUCAAGCACAUUUGCACCCUCUGUGUCGGUGGCAAGUCCAGCCAAGCUGCAAGCAGCAGCUGCUCUAGCAGAGGUCGCCAAUGGGAUCGAGGGAGAGAAGCAAGCCCCUCAACCAACCCCAGUGAAGACUGUUGCAAAAAAAGAGAACCAGUGGUUUGAUGUUGGAAUUGUUAAAGUGACAAAUAUGGUGGUCACCCACUUCUAUAUGCCAGGAGAUGAUUCUCAAGGAGAUGAUGACUCUGGCAUCAUGCCAGACUACGGCCAGAUGAAGAAAAUGGAGCUGCAGCCCGGCACAGCUUACAAGUUCCGUGUUGCCGGAAUCAACGCUUGUGGCCGUGGAUCUUUCUCUGAGAUAUCUGCUUUCAAGACUUGCUUACCAGGCUUCCCAGGGGCACCUUGCGCCAUCAAAAUCAGCAAGAGCCCAGACGGUGCCCACCUGACCUGGGAGCCGCCCUCCGUGACGUCGGGGAAGAUCAUCGAGUACUCUGUGUACCUGGCCAUCCAGAGCAACCAGACAGCCGAGGCCAAGGCCUCCACCCCGGCACAGCUAGCCUUCAUGCGCGUGUACUGUGGACCCAACCCCUCUUGCUUGGUGCAGUCGUCCAGCCUCUCCAACGCCCACAUCGACUACACCACCAAGCCAGCCAUCAUCUUCCGCAUUGCUGCCCGCAACGAGAAGGGCUACGGUCCCGCCACCCAAGUUCGAUGGUUGCAAGAAUCUGGCAAAGAUGCCGGCUCUGCAAAACCCGCCGCCAAAAGACCAGGCACCUCUCCUGAUACUAAGGCUACUGGUCCAAAGAAAGCAAGGACGGACCAGUGAGGUUGCCCAGAGACCCCUCCCAGUCUUUUGUCCUUUUUCCACUCGCUGUCCUUUUUAUCAGGAAGACUGACCUUCACCCCUCCUCCACCUCCUCAUCCUCCUCCUAAUCUCAUCCUCCACCCUCAAGUCUCAGAUCAAGACGGCAAUGGAGGCAGAACAAGCGUAUGAAGCCGAGAUGAAAGUCAAUCUGAGAGAUGUUUCUGUAGAUAAAAACCCUCCUUCCUCCUCGUUCUGUUGGUUGUACUAUUUUUAGAGCAACACAAACUUAGAAGCACAUUAUCUUUUUCAGUCACAUCCCCUCCCUUCGUUUAACAUCUAUUUUUGGCUUGUUUCAGUAGUUAAGCAGUAUAGAGAAGAAUUUACAUCUUUCACAAACUGGGAGCCAGCCUGAGCGCAUUGUUACCUUUUUUUUUUUUUUUUUUUUUUUUUUUUUUUUUUGUCUUUUGUUUUGUGAAUCCUGGGGGGAUGUAGAGAGAGACUACACAAAAUGAUGUACAGUGUUGAAAAAGGCUGUGGAGGCCUUGGGUUUAGAUGAGAGGAAAAAUCGGUAUGGAUACAAAUAAAGCACUUGUCCUCAACAACAGAGGACAUCAUUCUUUUCCUUUUCUUUUUUGGUCAAAUUUGCUUCAUCGAGAACCAAGUCUGUAUUCAUCGUGCUGGACUCCAGUCUCCUGUAAAUGUCAUCACUGUGCGCUUUUUACCCCAAGAUGAGGACUGGUGGCCGACACUUCAAAGUGGACAAAAAAAGAGAAUGACGAAGAGAUUUGUAGAGAAUGAAUGACAGACUUUGCUAGGACUGAGACUUGCAGCACACACACACACACACACACACACACACACA